AUGGGCAGCUCGCAAAUUUCCCAUAGAGAACCACCCCUUUUCGUCACACCCCCUGGUUUUCAUCCGAAUGCGACAUUUUAUGACAUGACAAAAGAGCUGGAGGUGCUACACAGCCGCUUAGUUAAGGCUCGAGCCCGCGCAGACCGGACGAUGGCCGUUCUAAUCUCUGGUGUCCCGGGAUCUGGCAAGACCCACCUGGCCCGACAGUACGUCUUUACACAGCGCGAGAGCUUCCCUGGUGGAAUAUUCUGGAUCGAUGCAAAGUCCCGAGAGUCGUCAUAUAAAUGUUUCUGGGAAAUCGCACAAGCAGCCGCGCUAGUUGACCUCCAGGAGGCCCAUGAUCCUGAGUAUCAAAAGUCCCAGUCCUAUGUGAACUCUGUCCGAAACUGGCUUCAGACACGCCAUGAGUGGCUGCUGGUAUUUGAUGGAAUUUCCUUUGACCACGAUGAUGAUAUCAAUGAGUUCCGACCUUUUCUCCCGUGGAACAAGAGGUGCAGUAUCAUCUAUACCUCGAUCGAUGCGACGUUACGGAAGAAGCAACGUCUAUUUGAGCCGUACUGCCUCUCGAUGCCUCGCAUGCGAGUUGAAAAUGCUUGCAAACUGCUGUUCAAGGACCUCGGAAUUAAAAGGCCCACGGAAGAGCAGGUUCACAAGGCCACUGAACUGGUUACGUACUACGAGUGCUUACCACUCGCCAUUCAUGCAAUCGGCCAUCGUCUCAACGCGACGGGCAAGCCAAUUGAGAAAUACCGCGUGAAGUACCAAGUGACAGACAAGAAACUCGCUGAACCAUUCCUGGGCAUCAUGAAUGAUCUCUUCCGCUUGAACCACCGACAGGCUUUGAAUCUGAUCAAUCUGCUCUCGUUUCUUGGUCACCAUGUUCCUGUAGGCCUGCUCAAUCUCGGAAAGGCCGCGAUGCUUGCCGAAAACGCGGAAAUACUGUCGAGUGCCCAGAUAGGAGAGGAUCCGGACCUCGACACCACCCUGGGAACACUUAUCCACUAUGGAUUGGUUGAGCGGACUCUCGAUAAUCAUUCCUCGUCCAUCCAGAAUCUCUCUGGGCAUCAGUCGAGUGAUGACACGGGCAUUGACACAACGCCUACACCUGGCAUCCCAGGAUUGACCGAGUCUCUGAUUGAGAGCAGCGCCGGGGGCUUCUUCUCAAUUUACCGCAGCUCAGUUGUUGACGUAGUCAAAAUGCAUAGUGUGGUGCAGCGAUUCUGCCGAGAUGAACUCAGGAUCAAAGACGAAGAGUACAAGGACGCCUUGAAUAAGAAUGACCCUGGAUUCUACGACUCGUGGUUGAUCGUUGCAACGCGGUUCCUCUGCAAGUCCUACGAGACUGCAAAAGACAAGAUGGCACAUUUCCACGACUGCGGUAUUGUCCGCGAUUACAGAGAAUACGAGACCCAUGCCUCAAGCCUAGCUGAGCUAUUUCCGAAGAAAUCAGCAAUGAGCUCACAUCCUCCUGUUCUUCGAGAGGCGCGUGAGUACCUGCGACAACUGAUGAAAAGCAUCAGCAAUGAGAUAGACCGCAUGUCCCCAAGCUCUUCUCAGGAGGCUCUUCGCAACCAAAAGUCCGUUUUUGAUCGAUCAAGCAGCUCAUCGUCAUCAUUCCCUGAAUCAUCUGCUGAUGAGGGCCUUUCACGCCAAUCCACUUGGAAUUGGACAGACUCAGGGUCUGCUCGUGCAGAAUCGCCCGAGGAAAUAAUGGCGCCUCCUCGUUUCAAACUGGAUUUGUUCCCUCCUCAUAUUUUUAGACAGGCUGGCUAUGAGUCAGAAGACGGCUACGAAACAGACGGAGAAGCAAAACAGGCACCUCGAAUUUCCCCGGCACUUUCGCAGAUAAGCCAGGAUACGGAGAAGCCGUCUCCGAAAACACAAAGUCCUCCUGUUCCAUCUGAUUACAAGGACUGGCAGGUGGUUGACCGACAUUCUAAAUCGCGGCCGCCAAAGGACAGAAUAAAACGCACCAAACGUAUUCAUCGCUUGCGUGGUACCAAACCGGCCACUCCGUUGGUCAAAGUCUCGCCGAUCCAGGGACGAGGCUCUUCAAGUCGAGUAUCUUCGGAAUCACAGGGAAGCUCUUCGAUAUUGGCUUCGGCGGCCGAGAAAGCAUUGGCAGCCGUUCGGCGAUACAGCAAUGACAAUGGCAACGGCCAAGCCGCUGAAAAUCCGAACGUCUCUGCAACUCCUGCCCCUGUUAGUAAAGAAAAUAUACCAACUUAUGCGAGCGUGGCAGCUCGACGCAUGCUCGAGGCAGAGCUUCCGACAAGACGACCGGCGCCCAUGUCUCCUUUACGAGGUCCGGAACCAGCUCCCGGGUUGCAGAUGAAACCAUCUGCGGAAUCACUCAAUGGCCAGAUAGGCUAUCAAUUUGCGUCUCCGCUCGCUCAUGAGGUGACAACUUAUGAACUGAUGUCUGAACCGUUGGCUCGAUCGACAUACAGUGAGCCCGGAGGUGACUUACUCGGUCAAAAGCUACUCCAGGUGGAGCUCCAAACUGCGCCAGGGUCCCGGCUGGACUCUCGCCGUUCCUCGCUUGCCCACAUAUACGAUCCUGUGCAAGAAAUAUCUGCUAGCACACCUUCGCUGAUGCCAUAUCACCCCGCCGCGCGGGAACUGUCUGCCAGUACUCCCACUAUUCUCCCUUAUCCACCACCGCCACUACCUUACGACGAAGAUAUCAGUAUCACAGUGUCAAGUCCAAGAAGGUCAAGUUCAAGACCGGCAGAUGCGGCCUUCCUAUCUUCAUCUUCUAGGCCACCUCCUGUGCUCCAUCCAUCUGCCAUCAUGCCCGGAGCCCAGCCUCUCCAAGUUACCCUCUCUGAUGGCCCACUCCAACGAGCUCCCGAUCCUCCGGGUCCUGAGUCCCUCACUCGCAAUUCUUCUGGAUUCUCACACCACUCCUGGGCUACAGAGCCGGUCCGUUACCCACCGCGGUUCUCACCCAUUCCAAGCUUUCAACAGCCGGGCGAGAUAACACGCAGCGCCGCCCCGGCAAUUCUAUCGCAAUUCCAGAUGACUCAACAACCGAUAGCUCAAUCACAGAUAGUCCAAUCGCAGACACUCUCCGGUACUAGCAGUUGGCCAGGUGGUUCUAUCUCAGACAGCGCCCUUCAAUCCGAUGUACUUUAUCCACAUAUCCCUCCAUCGCACCCGAGACUGGGCUCAGUGGACGAGCGACUGAGGGAGAUGAGUCUAGCGUGGAACCCUGAAGUUGAGCCUGCGCAAAUUCUUCAGUUCGGAGGGCAUCGUGUCGAUGUCCGAGAUGCGCGCCAGCGACUGCAUGAGUCUGUCAGGCUCCAGACCCCUCGCCAUGUUCCUACCUAUCAGCUUUACCACCCGAACAUAUCUGGACCCCUGAUCCAUGAUGGAAGCCAUAUCUAUGCGACAGCGCCAGCUCCGCCCCUAGACAUAUAUGGCAAGCGGCCACGGAGUGGUAGCUCGCCGACCAGACCUGAGUAUGACGGGCUCGGGGUUCGUUUUUCAUCAGUUUGA
Messenger RNA from Penicillium cinerascens, 3501 nucleotides. RefSeq lists its product as uncharacterized. Gene Ontology annotation, molecular function: ADP binding. The coding region runs from base 1 to 3501 and encodes 1166 amino acids. The transcript has a single exon. The record is from RefSeq and is a predicted model, not a curated record. Lineage: Eukaryota; Fungi; Ascomycota; Eurotiomycetes; Eurotiales; Aspergillaceae.